Lobosporangium transversale is the source of this 937-nucleotide messenger RNA. Its product is annotated as glutathione S-transferase. The record is from RefSeq and is a predicted model, not a curated record. The transcript has 2 exons. Lineage: Eukaryota; Fungi; Mortierellomycota; Mortierellomycetes; Mortierellales; Mortierellaceae. Gene Ontology annotation, cellular component: cytoplasm. The coding region runs from base 99 to 797 and encodes 232 amino acids.
UCUAAACUUCUAAACUUUUGCCCGCUUCUUUUCUCAGCAUCCACAUUUCCUUUUCAACAAAGACAAGGCCAGUGAAGACCAACAAAAAUCAGUAAAUCAUGACCGGUCCAAAACUCGUUCUCUACAACUCAGUUGCCUGCCCUUACGCUGCACGCGCUGUUAUCGCUGCUGAAGAGACCGGUGCUCAACUUGAAAUCGUUCCCAUUGACUUGAAUGUCCCUCGUCCUGACUGGUAUCUCAAGGAGAUUAAUCCCUAUGGACAGGUCCCUGCUUUGAAGGUGGACGAUAAACACGUCAUCCUUGAGAGUUUACUCGUUGCUGAGUAUUUGUCAGAUCUCCAUCCAGGAGCUGGUCUCUUUCCCACGGACCCCUUGCAACGUGCUCAGACUCGCUAUUUGAUCCAUCACUGGGGCAACCGCACUCACCCCGCUUUUCAUAAGGCUGCUUUCGUCUUGGACCGUGAACAGGCUGCAAAACACCGCGAGGAGUUCAUUGUCGAGCUUGAGAAGUUCAACAGACUUUUGGAGAACGUUUACCGCAGGGAGGAGGAUGGCAAUGGUCCUUUUUUCCUUGGUGACAAGUUCACGUUUGCUGAUUUGGCUCUUGGGCCUUUCAUGAGCCGUUUCAUUCUCUUGGGCGCUUACGAUAACGGCAACAAGGAAGUCACCCUGGAGGAUUACCCUCAAUUCAAGCGUUUCUUCGAAUGGAAGGAUGCUGUCACCAAGAGACCCUCUGUCGCCAAGGCUUCUUACCCUAGAGAGAAGUUGAUUGAGGCCUACAAAAAGUUCCUCCAUUGAAUAUAGGUUUGACCUCCUCCCUCUUCCUUAUUCCCACAUACUGCAGCAGCAUUUUGAUGCAAGUUGUCGAGGGGUCAAGAAAAACAUCGGGUACAUGUACAGCAUCAUUUAAGUGAAAUAAAACAUCGUAUAUAAUCUCC